Messenger RNA from Cyprinus carpio (common carp), 1337 nucleotides. RefSeq names its product cAMP-dependent protein kinase inhibitor alpha. The record is from RefSeq and is a predicted model, not a curated record. Gene Ontology annotation, molecular function: cAMP-dependent protein kinase inhibitor activity. Gene Ontology annotation, cellular component: nucleus; cytoplasm. Gene Ontology annotation, biological process: negative regulation of cAMP-dependent protein kinase activity. Lineage: Eukaryota; Metazoa; Chordata; Actinopteri; Cypriniformes; Cyprinidae.
CAAAGAAUCACUGAACAAAUCAGUGAACUGGUACAAAAGACUCGAGUCACUGAGAUGAAUCAAACGCCUCAGCGCUACUCGGCAUAAGCAGACAGAAUGGUUUUGGAUAAUCCUCGUAUAUCAUCAGCACUCAGCAACGCGCAUACGUCACCCAUCUCUUCUCUUGCAGACCCAUGGACUGAACCAGCAGCACCAGCACUGACAGCACCGUCGCAUCCUACUGAAGUAGCCUAUUAACUGCAGAGACAAAGCUGCAUAGCCUUGACCAUUAGGAAAACGUCCAGCCUAAAACAGGCACUGCUAUGUUGAAACGCAUUAGAUAUGACUGAUGUCGAGGUGACAUAUGAAGACUUCAUCGCCUCUGGAAGGACCGGCAGACGCAAUGCUGUACACGACAUCCUGGGAACCUCCGGCAGCCUGGACGCUAGCAGACUCUCCCAAACUCUGUCUGAGCUCAAUAUCAGCAAAGCAGAGGCAGGGAAUGAUGAAGAAAAAAGCCAGAGCGUGGCAAACUCCAAACCAAAGCAGGAAGAAGGCAAAGGGGAAGGUACAUAAAGGACCUCAGUGACAGAAUCAGGAAAUACCCCCUCUAGUGGCCGAUUUUAAAACUGAGCUUGGAGGGGUUGACCCUUAAAAAAAAAAAAAAAAACAGAGCAUCCCUCUCCUUUAAGGAUCCGGAUGGAGGAGACUUUGCUUUGAGGAAGUUACUGUGAAAGGCUGGGCCUUAAGAAUCACAGCACUGCUGUUUUUGACAGCAAAUGCUGCUUUAGCUGAUGUAGGUUUUUACUUUUUUACUUAGAAAUUCACUCAAGUUGUUUGGUACUUAGAGCGACUGGUGGGAAUUUGGGUCAGAAGUAAUUUUAUUAGAAUGGUGAAGAUGCUCCUUGGAGAUCUCAUGGAUCUUAUUUGGAAUGACACCCACUGAACUCAUGAUGUCGGAUUCACCAAUUAACUGCCAGAGAAGCACUGCUAAUACACACUCAAUAUACCCUUAUUUUAUACGUGUAGUGAUGUAAUAGUAAUAUCAGAUUUUGAUAUUAAAUUGUGCUGUCUUUGAUAUCAAGUUGAUAUUCACAUAAUAUAAGUGCUUCACUUUUGUUAAACACCCACUGAAUUCAGAUAAAACUGUCUAUGACGGUCGUGCAUGGCACUGCUCCUGACAGAAUACCUGUGUGAUUAUGAAAUCUAGCGUUGUUUGAAGUCUCACUGACACUGCCUAUUAACCCUUUUGAAAAUGUGUUCAGUAGAGUUUGCCUUACCUGAACUCUGCCCAUAUUUUGUCUUCCAGUCAUUAGCUCUUAUGUACUCAAUUUUGCAUAAAUAUAUUUGAUGAUGUU